This is a messenger RNA of Osmerus eperlanus (European smelt), 3319 nucleotides long. It is a transcript of the gene chadlb, whose product is annotated as chondroadherin-like b. The record is from RefSeq and is a predicted model, not a curated record. NCBI's taxonomy places the organism in Eukaryota, Metazoa, Chordata, Actinopteri, Osmeriformes, Osmeridae. Gene Ontology annotation, molecular function: protein binding. Gene Ontology annotation, cellular component: extracellular matrix. The transcript is spliced from 11 exons. The coding region runs from base 575 to 2905 and encodes 776 amino acids.
UGUUUUCUUAAGCCUCAACAGGCUCAGGCAAACUCAGGCGCACUUUAGAAACUCACCAGAAUCGAGUCGAAAGAUGGGGUUCUGAGUGAAUGGAGGGAUAAGGAAAGUUUGUUUUGGAUGAGGGUCAGUCGGGGGAAGAGCGGGAGAGGUAGACCAGAAACCGUGAGAGAAUCAACAGCAGUACAAAAGAAGGAAGUAGAAUAACGGGCCACGGACUCCGAGCAAAAGAGACACUCAGCUGCAGUGAUUCGGUGCCGGGCACGAAAACACUGCGCGUCUUUGUGCGCAACCGGCGCGCCAGCUCAACUGCGGUCUAAACUGUUGAUCCCUUGGGAGACACUGACACACACACAGGCUUUGCCCUAGGAAAUUCCGCCGUCUCUCAUUUCUACCCCCUCUCUUACUUCAUCUCUCUCCCUCUUUCUCUCUCUUCACGGCGACCUGAACACUUGGAAAGGGGGCAACUUUGUGAUAAUGUGUUAAAACUCAAUUUCAGCGUCAGUUGCGCACAGACCUGGUAGGUCUAGAAAGGAUUUGUUCUACGGAUUCAUUUUCACAUCCCUGGGCUCAGAAGAUGUAUUCCAUGGGCUGUCCCUCCGCCUGGUGGGCCUUACUGGUACUGCUCCUGUCAGGCAUUCCAGGGGUGCACCUGGCCAAGUGCCCAAAGCAGUGUCUCUGCGACCAGAUUCAACUCACUGUGUCCUGUGUCAACAAGAAUCUGACCGAAGUGCCUCCCACAAUAGAUGAGAUCACGGUGAAGCUUGACCUGAGAGGGAAUGACAUUCAGACGCUGCCCACAGGGGCAUUCAAGCACACCCCCUACCUGACGCACCUCACGCUGCAGCGCUGUAACGUCCGCACCGUGAAGGAGGGCGCCUUCCGCAGCCUGGGCCGCCUCGUCUUCCUCAACCUUGCAAACAACAACAUUGAGAUACUGUACCAGGAGUCCUUCGACGGCCUUACUUCUCUGAAGCAGCUCUUGAUCGACCGUAACCGCGUGGAGGAGAUCCAGCCAGGAGCCUUUUCUCAGCUGGGAUUCCUUAACUUGCUCUCCCUCACACACAACCAGCUGGUCUACAUCCCCAACAUGGCCUUCCAGGGCCUGCAGAACAUCAAGUGGCUGCGUCUCACUCACAAUUCCCUUAACUACCUUGCCACCGAGGCCUUCGCUGGCCUCUUCACUCUAACACGUCUCAGCUUAGACCACAACGAGCUGCAGUUCUUCCCCACUGACACCAUGACUAGACUCCCAGAGGUCACUCGUCUGGACCUUGGCUACAACCCCAUGACCUACCUGGGGGAGGAGACAGUGUCAAUGGCCAAGGUCACCCACCUCUUCAUGGACCAUAUGUCUCUUCAAGACCUGGCUAACACAGCUGUGUCCCUAUCCCCCAACCUAGUACACCUGGAUCUCAGCCACAACCAGUUACGUGUUCUGCAACCCUUCUCUGCAGGUUCCCCUAAGCUGGCGCGUCUCAACCUGGCAGGAAACCCCAUCUACUGUAACUGCUACCUGCGUCCCCUGAGGGAGUGGGCCCUGCGGGGCAAGGUCAAGCUGCUGGGGGCCUGCGGGGGCCCCGCCCACUUCUCUGGGGAGAGUCUGGAGGCCAUCCACCCCUCUGAACUGCGUUGCCAGAGUCAGGAGGCGAUGCUGAAGGCAGAGUUUGAGGAGCAGAGCAGGGUCACCCCACCCCCCACCCCUGAGCCAGACAACAAAGUCAAGUGUCCCGCCAAUUGUGCCUGUGAGGGUGAUACCCACCAUUCUUCCUGUGAGAACCGUGGCCACACAAAAGUGCCUCGCGGCUUCUCACCGGAUACUCGACUCCUUGAUCUCCGUGGCAAUGACUUCCACUACAUUCCUGGCAACAGUUUUCCCGGUGUCGCUGAGGUGGUGUCCCUCCAUCUCCAACGCUGCAAGAUUGUGGAGAUGGAGGAUGGAGCCUUCAACGGGAUGAAAGGGCUGGUCUACCUAUACCUGUCUGAGAACGAGCUCACCUCCCUCAGCCCAUCAGCCUUCAAGGGCCUGCCACAGCUCACCUACCUCCACCUGGAGAAGAACCGCUUCACCACCUUCCCCAAGGGGGCCUUCAAGCUGCUGCCCGGCCUGCUGGCCCUGCACCUUGAGCACAAUUCCAUCUCCAAGCUGGAGCCAGACAUCUUAAUUGGGGCAGAGAAGCUGAGGGGCCUCUACCUCACUUCCAACUCGAUUAACAGUGUGGCCCCCCGGGCCCUGGACCAGGCCUCGGACCUGGACACGCUGCAUCUGGGUGGGAACAAGCUGAAUGAGGUCCCCACGGAUGCUCUGGGAAAGACAUUGACUCUCGGCGAGCUCCGUCUGUCAAGGAAUCCGAUCCGCUGGGUGGGGCCGCAAGCUUUCCAGCCACUGGCUAGGGUGCUGAAGGAUCUCUAUCUAGAUGGCAUGGGACUGGAGAAGAUGUCUAAGGACUCCCUGGCGGGGUUGGGCCCAGGUCUGAGGAGUUUGUACCUGGAGGGGAACCAGUUGGAGGAGGUGCCUGACCUUAACAGUUUCACCAGCUUGGAGGUCAUCAACCUGGCUGACAACCCUCUGCUGUGUGACUGCCCCCUGCUGCCCCUGCGCAUAUGGAUAGAGAAGGUCAACCUGAAGGUGCGUGCCACCUGUGCCCAUCCACCUGAGCUGCGGGAUCAGAGGGUCAAAGAUGUCCAUGUCUUCAAGGCCUGCCCAGGGGGUGAAAACCUUGCCUCCUCCUCCACCCUCGCCCCUACAAAAAUCUCCAAGACCCCCAAGUCCACCAAGUCUAAGCCAGCUCACCUUAACACCCCUCGCCAGGUCAAAGUGGUCAAGACCAAAUCCAAAGGCCGUAAGAGCCAGACGCCAAAACCUGCAGUGACCAAGAAGACCGCCAAAAGGAGCAAGAUGGCCUGAGAAUGAGUCUCUCAUAUAUACAGUAUGUUAAACCUGUCUAUAGGAUGUACAGUGAGUAACAAUUUCUUCAGUUAUCCAUUGUACAGUCCUCACAGAUUACGGUUCCUUAUAACUACGGUAUAUAGAUCAGUGACUUCCAACUGAAGCAUUUAGUGAGGAUAUUAAACAAGACUUCCCCACACAAUGGAUUGCACUUUCUAUCCUUGAAAGUGACCACAUCUUACUUCUGUAAAGGGAGUUUCAAAUCAGCAUAGUAUCAAAUGUAGUGACACUAUGUUGAGAAUUUAUGGCUAAAAGCUCAUUCCUAACCACUAGUCUUUUCCCUAGUCCAGUAAACAGUGGUUUUAAGCAUAAGCUAUAUCUAGUUAUAUGUACAGCUGCUGAUACCAAUCUAUAGUUAUGGUCUCUAAAGUC